Molecule: messenger RNA, 225 nt
Organism: Sphenostylis stenocarpa
Lineage: Eukaryota; Viridiplantae; Streptophyta; Magnoliopsida; Fabales; Fabaceae
Source: the annotation of a GenBank genome assembly
AUGACACAGAUCCAAGUCUCUUGCUUCAAACCUCACUCCCCCUAUUUUUCUGCUAGGGGAAAGAUAUCUGCAUCAGACAUCAAGCGUAUUGGAAAAGAGCUAGGUCAAAAUUUCACUGAUAGAGAGAUUCAGGAGAUGGUUGAUGAAGCAGACCAAGCUAAUGAUCGAGAGGUUAGUCCAGAGGAAUUCAUCAAAAUGAUGAACAGAACACGCUGCCAUCACUAG